AAGCUAGAGUGAUGAUUUCUGUAUUUCUGCAGAGCUACGUCAGAUGGGACGCGUCAAGGCCUGGAGGGCAUGAGGGGCGGAGUGUGUGCGACGCAAGGCAUGAAGGUGGUCCUGAAAGUGGGGCAGAGCCAAUAUGGACUGCCUCCGAAGAAGGAGCCUCCAGCGGGACGCACCACCAGCAGAAACCCAGGCGGAGCAGGGAACUCCACCCAGUCAAGAGGAACAGGCUUCGGGGGCGAGGGGGGUGAGAACGGGCCUCUCCAACCCUCCAACAUUGCCCUUAUCGCCGGCGCCGCGGGGGGCUCCGCCUUCCUGCUACUGGUGACGGCUGUGAUCUGCGUGGUGUGUUACCGGCGGAGGCACGCCAAACACUCCGACACCCACCACCCUCCGCUGUCGCUGUCCUCGCUCACCAGCCCCAAGCGAGGAGGGGGCGGGGGACUCGGCAGCUCCAACAACAACGGCUCCGAGCCCAGCGACAUCAUCAUCCCCCUGCGGACGUCAGACUCCGCCUACUGCCCGCACUACGAGAAGGUGAGCGGAGACUACGGACACCCCGUCUACAUCGUCCAGGAGAUGCCCCCCCAGAGCCCCGCCAACAUCUACUACAAAGUAUGAGACGGCCUGCUGCCGGCCGCCUGGACACAUCCUCCUCCCUCACCCUUUACCAACCAACCCCCUGCUCCCAAUGAAGACACAGCAAAGCUCGUCAUCACAGCUCCGACCCUGAACCCCUCAAUACUGUCCAGUAUUGUCCCAUGGAUCCCCCACUCACUGCCCCGUUAGCCCGGCCACAGUUGUGUUUCCAGCCACCCCCUCCCAUACUCACACAACUGGGCCACCAAGUGUGUGUUAGGGCAGUCGUAUUGCUACAUAGCCCUUAUUAACAAGGCCCUCACGAAGGGGCCAGAGCCUCUGAGUGCCCCCUUCUUGUCAACUCAGAGCUAAACGAGACCCACCCGUGCCGAUUUGAAGAGUCGUCCCCCGUAACGCCAGUGUGGGUAUGUGUGUGUGGCAGCACACUUUUUUCUAGGAGUAUGGACCUGACGUUGGGACUUGAGAUGUUUUGCAAAAGAGAAAAAGAGAAAGUAAAGGACUACAUUUAAAAAAAUAAACUGUACCCUUGAUACCACUUAGCACCGGAGAACUCUGAUUCCCAGAGGCCGUACCCGCCUAGCCCAGAGCCCCACCCCUCAGAACUCCAUCGGCCAAUCAGAGAUCGGCCCCUGCCACUAACUCACCAAUAGGAUUCUAGUUUGUUUGUGUUUGUUUCUCCUGAGAAAAUAGGGGUCCUAGAACUCACACAAUCAGCCAGCCCGGGCAGGCGGUCACAUGACCAGGCCCCGGCCUGAGGAGGUCUGACCAACGGUGACACUCAGAAUCUUGUAUAUUUUAAUAAUGUGUGUGUGUGACUGUGCGAGUGUGCAUACGACUUGGAUAAUAAUUAUGGCGCUGCUGCUCCACAUUAGCUGUGUGUGUGCAGUCGGUGUGCUUCAGUACAGCAAGUGUGCAUAUGAGUUUGCAUAUGCGUGCGUGGGAUUUAGUUCGUGUGUGUACGCUUCGUGUGUGAGUGACUGUGCGUAAGCGUGCGUUCCUUAGACUUGUCUUAAAUACCAAAACACAAAAUAGUGAGCGAAUAUCAAAAAAGUGAGAUUUUUUAUCGCUAUCAACACUUAUAGAUUAUAUAUAUGAAUAUCCAGUAAAUAAUUUCUAGAUGUUUUUUUUCUUUUUUUCUAUCGUUUUAUUAUUUGUACUCACUCUGUUAAACUACACUUGUGUUGCUAGACGUUUUUUGAUCUGCUGUUUUUGUUUUACAAAACUUAGAACGACCUUGUUUCCUUCUUUUUUUUUCAUUGCGUUGUAUAUUAAUUUAAUCCCUUUUUUAAUUUUCCCAGCGAACAGAGGUUGUGUCUCUCUUUCUCUUUUCCCCCUCUGUCAUUCACCCCCUCCCUCCCUCCAUCCCUCCUCCCCAUCCCCCUCACACCCUUCUAGGGUCUCUGAACUUUGUGUAUAUUUUUAUAGCUCCUUGUACUAUGCUGUAGUUUUGAAGUUUAGACCUCGUUUGUGGAAGUGUUGAGGUAGAACCAUCUAUGAAAGUAUUUUUUUUUUUUAAACGCUUUUUGAAACGCAAGAAGUGAAAGAAGCA
Molecule: messenger RNA, 2146 nt
Organism: Notothenia coriiceps (black rockcod)
Lineage: Eukaryota; Metazoa; Chordata; Actinopteri; Perciformes; Nototheniidae
Gene: efnb3b
Product: ephrin-B3b
Exons: 4
Coding region: 70-618 (182 amino acids)
Cellular component (GO): membrane
Source: RefSeq, a predicted model, not a curated record